AUUUGAAUAAUUUUUACAGAAAUGGCAAGCAAAUACAUCUCUUCAUUCCCCGUCCCAAAAGGAUUCGAUGAAAUCUUGCAUGAUUUCGCAAGAGAGAUCCUAAGAGACCAGCCUCAGGACGUUCUGGACUUCGGCCAUGAAUAUUUCAAAGCAUUAGAUGAAGGCCUUGACUUUAAUUAUGCUAAGAAAGGUAAAAACAUCCCUCCUGAGGCUUCCAGGAGGGAUCGCAAGGCUGUUAAGCCUCAAGAUACUCAAAAUAGAGAUGAAAAUAAGGGUGAUAAGAAGGGUGAAAAGACGGAUGGAAAGACUGAUGAAAAGACAGAUGAGAAGAAGCAAAAAAAGCAGGAAGAAAAGGAAGAAAAGACAGAUGGAAAGAAAAAUGAAAAGAAGGACGAACAGAAGGAUGAAAAGAAGGAUGAAAAGAAGGAUGAACAGAAGGAUGAACAGAAGGAUGAAAAGAUAGACGAAAAGAUAGAUCAGAAGAUAGAUCAAAAGAAAGAUGAAAAGAAAGAUGAAAGGAAAGAUGAAAAGAAAGAUGAAAAGAAAGAUGAAAAGAAGGAAGAAAAGAAGGAAGAAAAGAUAGACGAAAAGAAAAAUGAAAAGAAUGAUGAAAAGAAGGAUGAUAAGAUAGAUGAAAAGAAGGACGAACAGAAGGACAAAAAGAAAGAUGAAAAGAUAGAUGAAAAUAAAGCUAAAAAUAAAGCUCCAGAGAAGACUCAGAGUCCUCCUAAGGAAGAAGAGACCAAAGACGCUCCUUCAAAAGCAAAUGACUCAAGAGUCUCAUCAGGUAAAGCAAUUGCCAACGAAGCCCAGAAAUAUGUCAGUGAUAUGAUUGAGAAGCUAAGCCAAGAUGAUGAAGACGAGGAAGAUAUCCAUGUACAGGAAAAUAAACCCGUUGUCAAAACCCUUGGGCAGUAA
Molecule: messenger RNA, 918 nt
Organism: Moneuplotes crassus
Lineage: Eukaryota; Ciliophora; Spirotrichea; Euplotida; Euplotidae
Source: the annotation of a GenBank genome assembly